GGCGCAAAUUAGCACCACUCACUGUGUUUUCACACUCCCACAAGAAGUACUGAACACACACACUCUCUCAGUUCAGGGGCACUUUUGUCACUUUAUUAAAAAGUUCCCUGAAUCACACCUUCUCCAUUUUGUCCUCUCAUCUUUUAGUGCUCCACUUUUUAUGUAUGCAUUACCUAAAAUACCCUUGACAUUUCUCCUUCUUACCUCGGGCGAUUCCUAACGAGCGAAUCUUGUUCUUAUUAGAUUUUUUCUUUGGAUCCUUCUCUUUCUACAUAAUACACAUUGAUUUAUGGGUGUGUGUGUGUUUGGAACUACAUUGGGUAAUGGGUCAGUGAGUUUUGUGUGUAAAGGUGGAAUCUUGAUUUGUUGAAUGACAUUUGUUUUUGCAUUUGGGUUAAGUGUUAAAUGUAUGAAACAACCCAUUAAAGCAAAGUUCUUACUUGAGCUUUUGCUUUAAUCUUUUUGUUCUGUACAAACCCUUUUGCUCUCUUUCUCUAAAAGAAGUGAUCUUUUUGUGUGAAAAAGGUUUCUUGAUGAUGAAAACAGUGAGGUCUGAUUAGUAAGGUGGGGUUGUUUUAUUUUAGCUUAUUGGGUUUGUCUGUUUCAAGAUUUGGGAGGUCAUUUUAAAGAUCUAAGACUUGGGGAGCUGAAGCAAUUGGAGUUGCAAGAAUGAAGUCUAGUGCAAGACUUGACUCAGUUGUUUUUCAGCUAACUCCUACUAGAACUAGGUGUGAUUUAUUCAUUAUAGCUAAUGGCAAGAAGGAGAAAAUAGCUUCUGGUUUGCUGAAUCCUUUUCUUGCUCACUUGAGAACUGCUCAAGAUCAAAUUGCAAAGGGUGGCUAUUCAGUUUUGCUGGAACCAGAUGCUCAUGUCGAUGCUUCAUGGUUUACAAAGGGUACAGUGGAAAGGUUUGUCCGUUUUGUGAGCACUCCGGAGAUCCUGGAAAGGGUGUACACCAUAGAAUCUGAGAUCUUGCAGAUCGAGGAAGCAAUUGUCCUUCAGGGACACAAUGAUAUUGGGAAAGGGCCAGUCGAAUAUAAAGAAGCAAAACCCGCUGGAAAUUUUGCAGGUACUAAAUUGACAGCAGAUAUUAGUGAGGAGAAAGCUAUUGUCCUUUACAAGCCAGGGGAAUAUCAACCUCAGACAAAUGGGUCAGGCUCUCAGGAAGAAAAUUCAAGAGUACAGCUUUUGAAGGUCCUGGAGACUCGCAAGUCUGUGCUUCAAAAAGAACAAGGAAUGGCAUUUGCACGUGCUGUAGCUGCUGGUUUUGAUAUUGAUCGCAUGGCACAGAUGGUAUCAUUUGCUGAGUCUUUUGGCGCCUCACGCUUAAAAGAUGCAUGUGUAAGAUUUAUGGAACUGUGGAAGAAAAAACAUGAAAAUGGACAAUGGGUUGAAAUUGAAGCUGCAGAAGCAAUGGCGAAUCAAUUAAACAUUGCUGCAAUGAAUGCAUCUGGAAUUCUGCUCUCUAAUAUUGCUAAUAAGCCGUUUGAUUCCAACAGUGAGAUGGCUUCUGAGAAUUAUGUGAAAUCAAGCGCGGAUGGUAAUUCAGGGGAAAGGCCUCCAUCGGAUCAACAAAAUCCAAAUGGUCAACAACAAUAUCAGUUUCUUCAUCCAAUGUUUCCACCUUGGACAAUGCAUUCUCCAGGCUCUGCCGUACCUGCUUUUCAAGGAUACCCUAUGCAAGGAGUACCAUAUUAUCCAGCUUAUCCAGGAAAUGGGCCUCUCUAUCAAUCUCCUUAUCCAGGAAUGGAAGACUCUCGUAUGAGUGUCACUCCGAAAACUAGACAGAAAAGACAGUCUUUGGAUAGGGGAGAAAGCAACAGUGAAUCGGAGGAGGACGAAGAAAUGGAUAGUGAAAUUUCUCAUAGUCAAAGAAAGAAGGCUGGUGGACGGUCUAGGAAAAAACAAUCAGGAAAGGUUGUUAUACGUAACAUUAAUUAUAUCACUUCUAAAACAAAGAACUCUAGUGACAGCGAUUCAGAAGCAGCUUCUGGUUCGGAAAAAGAUGCUGAUAGUGAAGAUCUAGAAGGCAAUGGUCACAAUUCGGUGAACAGGGAAACUUCAUGGUCAUCAAAAACAAGACGAAGCCGCACAAAGUUUCAGGAUGAGUCAAAUUUAUAUGAUGAUGACACUGUUCGUGAGAAGGAAGCUGAUGGUGGGCAUUGGCUGGCAUUUCAAAAUUGUUUAUUGAAAGGUAACGAAGAAGAAAAUCACGCUGACAAAAAUGGCAUGUUCUCCAUGGAGAAAGAUGCAAGGAGGAGGCGAAAAAAUACCACGGGCGAUGAUCCUUUGGCUAUUGGUGCACAAGAUGGCAUUGAAAUGAAGGAUAGGUUGAGUGAUGAUAUCCACACAGUUGGUGCGAAGAUGUCGCGCAUGUCCAGGGGACCUAAUGGUGAACUUGUACUUUCAAACAGAGGAUAUGACAGUGCUCAAGGACUUGGUGACCAAAUGGACAUGCAGUUUACAGAAAUAAAUGGGAGAAAAGUCAUGCUUAGAACUUCAAAUGAUGAUUUUAUGUUAAAUGGUCGAGACAAUCAAUCAGGGAUGAGAAAUUCAUUAGAUCCUCUAGCUGUAAAUGCAUUUGAGCAUGCGAAUAAGAUAGAGACAGCAUCCUCACAUGAUAUGGCUGAUGAGUCUUUUGUUGUACCUUUUAGGUCAAUGUCAUUGGAUGACGUUGGACCAGAGGGAAGAACUGCCAUUAACAUGGACUCUGAGCUUCCGCAUCAAAAAUCAGAAAACAACUCUGCUGGGGUUAUGAGCUACUACGAGCCUAAUGAUUUGAGCUUGAUGCCUGAGCGUGGUACAGAAAAGAGGUCAGGUGUCUAUGACCCUGCGCUGGACUACGAAAUGCAAUUUUGCAUUGAAGGGUCUGCUUCAAAGGAUAAAAGAAAGAAUGGAGUCUCGAAUGAUGGGAACGUAGGUUCUAAAAAAUCAGAGAAAGAUCGCAGGUCAAAAGCUACUGUUGAUACUUCAGAUAAGAAGAGGAGUGGGGGACCAAUAAGAAAAGGAAAAAUGUCAAAGUCAAGUCCUUUGGAUGAUGCACGAGCACGUGCUGAGAGGAUAAGAUCCUUCAAGUCUGAUAUCCAGAAGAUGAAAAAAGAAAAGGAAGAGGCAGACCAAAAGCGCAUUGAAGCAUUAAAACUGGAAAGGCAAAAGAGAAUUGCAUCCAGAGGUGGCUCCAGCUCUGCUCGCUCUCCAGCGCCAACAGCCCAAACAAGAAAAUUGCCAGCAAAACUCUCUCCUGGAACCAUCAGGGGAUCUAAGUUCAGUGACUCAGAACCUGGAUCCUCGUCGCCGUUGCAAAGAACCAAAAUAAGAACUUCACUGGUGUCAACUGAUCUGCAAAAGGGCUCUAAAGCCAGCAAAUCAACUGAUGGCAGCAAAUUGGCUGGUAACAAAUUGAGUAGAUCGGCGUCGUCCUUGUCUGAACCAAAAAAAGAAAACAAUGGUGUUACACCUGAUUCAAAGGCAUCUAUGGCACGAAUAAGAAGAUUAUCAGAGCCCAAAGCAAUCAGCGGCAAGCCUGGCACUUUGGGGAAGGCACAAAGUGCUGAAUUCGUAUCAAAGCCCAAGGUUCGGAGUGCGGAACCAGUGUCUAAGACGAAGCGGUCUGAUGUGCCAGAGAGCAAGAAAAUAUCUGCUAUCAUAGACCUUGACAAAAAGAAGGCUGCUACUCUUCCGGAGCUGAAAAUCAGAACCACCAAAGAAUCGUCUGAUUUGCCACAAGAUAAACCAGCUGCAGAGAAUAUAGCAAAAGAGAAGAAUGACAGGCCUUCCGUAGUAUCCAAAGGCAUUGAAUCAUGCAAGAGUGAUCUAGAUGAAAACAUUAUUGAGAAAACUGUUGUUAUGCUUGAGAAGGAGAAGCCCUCGUUUGCUGUUUCCAAAUCAUCAUCAGAGAAUGACAGUGUAGAGAAAACUGACUUUGCAUCUACACGUGACCCGCCCUCACCCUUUGAGGGAUUUAUCCGAGCUCCUGCUCCUAGCCGACUGCAAGAAGUGUCAAAUACCCAUGAGGUAGGGACGAGUUAUGCUGAUGACACACCCAAAUUUGCAAAUAUCGGUAGUACUGUUUAUUGUGCUCCCUAUGCUCGUGUCUCCUCUGUAGAGGACCCUUCUACCAGAAACUUGGAGUAUGUUAAAGCACCCCCGUCGAGCUCAGACAUAGCAUCAACAGUUAAAGAAAUUGCCAAAGCUCAUGCACCUGAUAUUCACACCAUCAGAGUAGAUAACAAUCCAGAAGCUGCAGAAAAGACUCAAUUGAAGGAAUCACCAAAAGGUUUUAAACGCCUUUUGAGGUUUGGAAAGAAGAACCAUUCCUCUGCAGGAGCGGAAUCAGAUGGUGCAACCAUGAAUAGUGUCAAGCAGGAUGAGAGUGCCACAAAUGCUUCCUUGCCUAGUGAAGUUUACACUUUGAAGAAUUUGAUCUCCCAAGAUGAAACCCCAACUGGUGGCAAUGCUCCUCAGAAGUCUCGCCUCUCUUUGUUAUCUCCCUUUCGAAGCAAGACUACUGAAAAAAGGUGACAGUAUGCAGUAUCAAGAUUAUUCAAGUCUCCUAUGGUUGUCAGGUCGAGGUGUGACACAUCUAUUCAUCAUUUUUUUAAUUUUGCUCACAGCUCUUUAUGAGUUUCCAAAAGCAGUUCAUUUCCUAAAAUGUAGUAUUUUGUAAAAAGGUAUGGUGUUAAGAUGAAAAAUGUAUAUACGUUCGACUGCCUGUUAGCUUUCAAUGUACUUUACAGUUUGGAUUUGAUAGUUGGUGUUUGCAGUAAAGAUGCUCCAGAAAUUUUUACAGUUCC
Nicotiana tabacum (common tobacco) is the source of this 4793-nucleotide messenger RNA. Its product is annotated as COP1-interacting protein 7. The record is from RefSeq and is a predicted model, not a curated record. Lineage: Eukaryota; Viridiplantae; Streptophyta; Magnoliopsida; Solanales; Solanaceae.